Molecule: messenger RNA, 1803 nt
Organism: Seriola dumerili (greater amberjack)
Lineage: Eukaryota; Metazoa; Chordata; Actinopteri; Carangiformes; Carangidae
Gene: gdap2
Product: ganglioside induced differentiation associated protein 2
Exons: 14
Coding region: 273-1760 (495 amino acids)
Source: RefSeq, a predicted model, not a curated record
UGAGCACCUAGCAUGUUGGCUAAAUGUGUAAACCUGCUUAAUUGACACUUUUAAACUCAUUUUUUGUGUGUUUUUGCGGUUACUUUGCUCGCUGUUAUGAGAACUGAGAAGAACGACAACACCUCUUGAGUCUAAACACGUCGUGUCAAGAUUUAUUGAUCAUUUUUUAUAUGAUUUUUUGGCGUGGACAUCACCUCUGCCUGGAGGAAAUACAAUUGCCUAGUUAGCGGGGCUGCUUGGAGACCAGGCAUCAGCCUGUAGAGCCAGAGGGGAUGGAUCCUCUGGGUGCUCGCUCCCAGUUUGUAGACAUCCAGACUCUCCCCACGUGGCAGCAGCAGCUGGGCGAGGAUGGUGAGGAGACACCGCGGGACCAGAACGACAGUCUGCUCAGUCAGCAGGCCUUCCCCUCGCCCUUCCCCUUCAGAGCCGACAUCAACCGCAAGAUCAUGCUCUUCACCGGGGACAUCGCCCUGCUGAACUGCACCGCCAUCGUGAACACCAGCAACGAGUCGCUCAACGACAAGAACCCGGUGUCUGACAGCAUCCAUCAGCUCGCGGGGCCGGAGCUGCGAGACGAGCUGCUCAAACUCAAAGGAUGUCGGACAGGGGAGGCGAAGCUGACCAAAGGCUUCAACCUGGCAGCGAGGUUCAUCAUCCACACGGUGGGACCAAAGUUCAAGAGCAAGUACAGGACGGCGGCUGAGAGCUCGCUGUACAGCUGCUACAGGAACGUCAUGCAGCUGGCCGCAGAGCAAUCAAUGGCAUCUGUUGGCCUCUGUGUGGUGAGCACGACCAAACGGGGUUACCCACUGGAGGAUGCUACACACAUCGCUUUCAGAACAGUGCGCAGGUUCUUGGAGAAUCAUGGGAACAGCAUCGAGGCGGUGGUGUUCGCGGUGACAGAAACAGAGGAGCUGGUGUAUAAGAAGUUACUGCCUCUGUACUACCCUCGCUCUGAGGAAGAGGAGAAGGCCUGCCUGCCUCUCAUCCCCGCUGACAUUGGCAACUCCGAGGGUGAACCCGUUGUCCCAGAAAGACAGAUCCGCAUUGCAGAGAAGCCAGGCAGCCUGGAAGAUGAUAGCGAAGAGGAGAGUCUGGAGUCAGAUCUGGGUCAGGUGGGGAAUCACGCUUUCGCCCGGAUGGAGGGCGAUGUGGAUAAACAGCGGAAACUGAUCCUGCAGGGCCAGAUGUCAGAGGCAGCCAUGCAGAAACAACACCAGAGGAAUUACAAUCGCUGGCUGUGUCGAGCGAGAGCAGAGGACCUGUCGGACAUCGCCGCACUGAAAGCCUUGUAUCAAACUGGUGUGGAUAUGUGUGGCAGGACAGUGAUGGUGGUGGUCGGACGAAACAUCCCAGUGACCCUUAUUGACCUUGAAAAGGCUCUGUUGUACUUUAUCCACGUGAUGGACCACAUCACGGUGAAGGAGUAUGUGAUGGUUUACUUCCAUACACUGACGGGCGAGCACAACCACCUGGACUCCGACUUCCUCAGAAACCUCCAUGACAUCGUCGACGCCAAGUUUAAGAAGAAUUUAAAGGCCUUCUACUAUGUACAUCCAACAUUUCGCUCUAAGGUCUCGACGUGGUUCUUCACCACCUUCAGUGUGUCAGGGAUGAAGGACAAAGUCCGCUACCUGGACAACCUGCACCAGCUCUUCACCUGCAUCAAACCUGAACAGAUCGACAUCCCUCCGUUUGUCCUGGAGUACGACGCACGGGUGAAUGGACCCUACCAUCCCGCCCAGUCUUCCGGCCUGUGACAGACGACCAAAUCGGACCUCUCUGCUGGAUUGAUGAGGUGGU